Molecule: messenger RNA, 6028 nt
Organism: Cottoperca gobio
Lineage: Eukaryota; Metazoa; Chordata; Actinopteri; Perciformes; Bovichtidae
Gene: lgr4
Product: leucine-rich repeat containing G protein-coupled receptor 4
Exons: 18
Coding region: 38-2974 (978 amino acids)
Biological process (GO): hormone-mediated signaling pathway; activation of adenylate cyclase activity; adenylate cyclase-activating G protein-coupled receptor signaling pathway
Cellular component (GO): plasma membrane
Molecular function (GO): protein binding; G protein-coupled peptide receptor activity
Source: RefSeq, a predicted model, not a curated record
CUUUUUUAUCGCUUUCACCUGAACCGACGAGGAGAAAAUGCGUGUGGAUUUGUUUUGGAUAUGUUUGUGGUGUUUCCUUCGCCCUGGUGCCUCCGGUCAAGGGCAGUCGACGGCCGUUUGUUCGCCCUCAUGCAGCUGCGAUGAAGAUGGGGGUGCAGACUGCUCCGGGAGAGGGCUGACCACCGUCCCAAAUGGGCUCAGUGCUUUCACCUACUACCUUGACCUGAGCAUGAACAACAUCACGGAGCUUCCAGCAUUUAUAUUCAAGAACUUCCCCUAUCUGGAAGAACUACGACUUGCGGGGAAUGACCUGUCAUUCAUCCACCCCGAAGCCCUGUCUGGACUGCAUCAGCUCAAAGUCCUGAUGCUCCAGAAUAAUCAACUGAAGACUGUGCCCAGUGCAGCCCUGAAGAACCUUCAAUCUCUUCAAUCUCUGUACCUGGAUGCUAACCACAUCCUCACAGUCCCAGACAACAGUUUUGAAGGCCUUCAGCAGCUGCGCCACCUCUGGUUGGAUGAUAACAACCUGACUGAGGUCCCCGUCGGUUCUCUGAGACACCAGGAGAACCUUCAAGCUCUGACGUUGGCGCUCAACCGCAUCACAUACAUACCAGACAACGCCUUUGCGAACCUCACCAGUCUAGUUGUGCUACAUCUUCAUAACAACAGAAUUAAGCAGAUAGGAGACAACUGUUUUGCUGGACUUGUGAACCUGGAGACGCUAGAUCUUAACUUCAACAACCUGAUGGUUUUCCCCAAAGCAAUCGAGGCCCUACCCAAACUGAAGGAACUCGGGUUUCACAGCAACGAUAUUGCUUUCAUACCUGAAGGGGCCUUCCAUAACAACCCUCUGCUGCGAACCAUACAUCUUUAUGACAACCCUCUGUCCUUCGUGGGCACUUCGGCUUUCCAGAAUCUGUCUGACCUGCACUCCCUGAUGCUGCGUGGCGCCAGCAUGAUGCAGGACUUCCCCAUCCUUAAGUGGACUAAUAACCUUGAGAGUCUGACCCUGUCAGGAACCAAGAUCUCAUCCAUCCCCUCGAAGCUUUGUGAGGACCUCAAGUUGCUUCGGACGCUAGACUUGUCCUACAAUCAGAUCAAGGAGCUCCCAUCCCUCCAGGGCUGCGUCCGGCUGCAGGAGAUAAGCUUUCAGCACAACCAUAUUCAACAAAUUGACAGGGACACUUUCCAAGGUCUCUCUGCUCUCCGUUUACUUGACCUGAGUAGAAAUGAGAUCCGAGUUAUCCACAGAGAUGCGUUCCUCUCCCUCACUGCCCUCACCAACCUAGAUCUGAGUAUGAACUCUCUGACUGUGAUUCCCACAACUGGACUGAGCGCGCUCAGUCAGUUAAAGCUUUCGGGGAACCCGCAGAUGAAAAAUGUGCUGACUGCAAAAAACCUGCCCAAACUCAGGUCCAUCUCUGUCCCGUACGCCUACCAGUGCUGUGCAUUCGUCGGAUGUGACUCAAUGACGAGUUCUUCUGAGGAAAAUGACAUAAAGAAAUCAACAGGCGGGGAGGAUGUGGAAAGAAUCUCAAUGAUAAUGCAUUGCUCUCCUUCACCUGGAGCCUUCAAGCCUUGUGAGCACUUGCUGGGUAACUGGAUGAUUCGUCUGACAGUCUGGUUCAUCUGCCUGGUGUCGCUGGUCUUUAACAGCCUGGUGCUGGUGGCCACCUUCUCCCCCACACACCAAGCCCCAGGCCAUUCCCACUCCCUCACUCCGUCUCUCUCUCCAGCCCGGCUGCUGAUGGGGCUACUGGCCCUGGCCAACCUGCUCACAGGCCUGUAUGUUGGCGUGCUGACCGUGCUCGACGUUGCCACCUGGGGCUCGUUUGCAGAGUUUGGUGUGUGGUGGGAGAUGGGGCCUGGCUGUCAGGUCACGGGAGCCCUGGCCGUCUUUUCGUCAGAGUGGGCUGUCUUGUUACUCUCACUUGCAGCCGUGGAGCGCAGCGUGGCGGUGCGGACGAUUCUCGGGAAGGUAAUGAUGUCACCUAGGAGGAACGGAGGCAGCCAUCGCGGAUGCUGGAGAGGAGAUCGACGCUUCAGCCUUGCUGCAGGACUACUAGGGCUGCUGGCUGCUGCCGGUGCCUGCCUGCCUCUCCUGACCUCCAGUGACCAGUCCGCCUCUCCUCUCUGCCUGCCCUUCGCUGGUGGAGAGAGUCCAGCUCUGAGUGUCACAGUCGUUCUGGUGCUGCUCAACGCGCUGGCUUACCUGUUCACUGCAGCUGUGUACACCCAGCUGUACUGCCACCUGGGCCGGGUGGAGCUGGCGGAUCCAGAGCAGACGGGUGCCCUGCGACAUGUAGCCUGGCUCAUCUUCACCAACUGCAUCUUCUUCUGCCCCGUCGCAGCUUUCUCCUUUGCCCCUCUCUUGACUGGCUCUACAGCCGGCGGCCCAGAGAUCGCCAAGUCCGUCACCCUCAUUUUCUUCCCGCUGCCUGCGUGCCUGAAUCCAGUGCUGUAUGUAUUCUUCAGUCCGGCCUUCAGGGAGGACUGGCUGAGACUACGCGGCCGCGGAGGAUUGACCAGAGAGGCGAAGGCCGGUGCUGAAAGUCUCGGAGAUGAUGGUGACGGAGGGUCGGAGAUCAUAGACGGCGGCUCCUCCACCCACCUGGGCUUUGACUGUGGGGUGUACUCACAGCUUUGUGGAGAGACAGUUGUGUGCGAGCAGUGCGAGGCUGCGCUGCAUGCCAGGACCUGCUCUUCCCCCUCGUCCUCCACAGUCUGUAGACACUUUGUGAAGUCUCACAGCUGUCCCACCCUGCUGGCGGGAGCUGCCGUGUGCCAGCGCGCUGAGGGGUUUUGGGCAGACAGCGGCACACCCUCUGCUCAGUCUGAGUACGCAGACGAGGGGGACUCGUUUGUGUCGGACAGUUCAGACCAGGUUCAGGCCUGUGGCAGAGCCUGCUUCUGUCAGAGCAGAGGCCUUCCUCUGGUACACUACUCAUACAACAUACCUCGAGUCAAGGACUAAAGACGCUUCACAGCUCCAGCAUGUCUGUGUGCACAGAUCUCUUUGUCAUGUGAAUUUAGAUGCUACAACAAUAUAUAUAAACAUUUUUAUAUCAAACAACAAAAUGUGCCAACUACCCUGCUAAAAGAGCAUUCAGCAAGCACUUACGUUUGUAAUUACUGUGUAAACAGAGAUGCAACCAAUCAUUUAAAGGGAACUUGGAGACCAUUUCUACGUGAGCUGAACUGAGCACAUCAGAAUACAAACUGGUCGACUAAGGAUCCCGCAAAGGAAAAUCUUGCCACCAGUGCCUGCCUCUUGCUUUCUAUUGGAUCUCAUGAUGUUGCGAGCCUCAAUGUAUGUGUCAAAGAUUUUUGUGAUUUCUCUGUUUUACCUGUCCUUAUAAGCUUUUUCAAUUUUCAAUUUUAAUUGUAACAAUUUUGUCAAUUUUUAAAGCUUCUCCACAGCAACUGUUGAUUUUAUACUUUGAUUUUUUUUACAUAAAUGUAGCAAAUGUAAUAAUCAUCCUAGACUUUUUCUGCGUGAAUGUAACUUUCAGGUGGUCUUCACCUACCAGAGGGGGGGAUAAUGUAACGUCAGCAAUAACUUCUGCCCUAACUGCCUGUGAUCGUUAUCUGUCAGCAUGAGAAUGGUAAACGAAAACGCCAGUCUAUAAUAAACACGUCUUUGCUUUAAGUUACUAAGACUAAGAAUGUGAUCAAAGUAGCAGAUAUCACUGUUAUAGCAACAGCUGUGCUUGGUGGAGGUGAACGAUGUUAUUUAUUGUUUGAGCAGCAGGAGGGUGGAGAUGAUUUCAGGUGGCCUUGUGAAUGAUGAAUAUACAAUACAACCCAAGCAUUCACCAAAACAACAGCACUUCUCUUUGUUCAAUUAUUCGCAAAAAACUAAUACACACAUACAGGUUUAGGUCAUUGUUGUCAUUGGUCUAAAGGAUUAUUACAGUUACGUAUUUUUAAUCUGGGCCUUAUUUUCAGAGUUUAUUACCAUCAUGUUGGUUGAUUUGGAUCUGCAGAGCUACAUAUUCUAUUUGUCAUUUGGUCAAGAGACCUAUCAAACAAAAGCAAACAUUUCCUUUUCAGUACAGUAGCACUUAAAUAAUUAUAGAAGUCCUGCUUUUAUCAUAUGUUUAGAUUGUUUUUAGCUGUCACAGUUAUUGUUGACUCCUUGCUCUGUUGAGUACAGUGCAUUUUAAAAAGCAUAAUCUGUUUCUUGUUCAAAGGUAAAUACGCUCAUUUGAUGUCUUGCUGACUAUAAGAUGAGAAGAUCAACACCACUCAUCACGUAUCUGUAUGCUAAGUAAUCGCAGCCAGCAACUGGUUAGCUUAGCUUAGCAUAAAAACUGUAAGCAGAGGAAAACGGCUUGCAUUUUUAAUCUAUUCAAAAUUGAAGGACUGUAAAGGGAUUAAGUUACUGUUGGACAGAAUAAGGCUAGCUGGUUCCAGUGUUUAUGCUCAGCUAAGCGGCUACUGGCACGUGCUCCCUAUUUAUCAUACAGGUAUGAGAGUGAUUAUCACUAUUCUCAUGUCACUCUGCCCACGAAAGAGAACAUUCCCCAAAAUGUCACUAAUUGUAAUAGUUUGAUAAUCAAUGAGCAACAAACAGGAUAUAAAAAAGUCACCUGUAUUCACGCAGGUUGAACUCAUAAAGAGUGAUAGGUAACGUACAUUUCUGGUAGAUUUAAAGCGUAUCAUUAAACAUAAUUUGGCUCGUGAGCGACGAGUUAAACAUAUUAAUACCGUCCAAGUUAAACACGUGAAUGUAAUCCCACUCUUCCACUUCUUCCAACACGAUGCGAACGCAGCAGCAGACUGGCAGCCAGCUGAGUCAACAAGAACGUGUGUAAACUGCCAAAAAGUAUAAAAUGGACUGUUCAUUAUUAUUCAACCAGAAAUAUUCAAAGACAAGUAUCUGCAGUGUAAAUCUUUUUGAGGUUGAGGUACUUUACAGCUCUACAGCGAAGUAAUUGGCAGGAUUGUGACCAGAAUAAAUAGGAAAGAUGGUGUAAACGUAUGAAAAUAAGGCCUAUGUUGAACAUAAGAGGAAUUAUCUAAUUCACUGUCCUCCAGUGUCUUUCCAAUACAGUUACAUUAUACACACUUACUCGUAUGUUCAUUUCAGUCUGUAUCAUUGUACAGGUCAUGAGAAGAGCAUUAUUAAAUCGUAAAGUAUAUUAACGUAGAUGCCUUUUCACCCUGAGAGCUGACCUGAGUGAGACUGUGACGAGGGAUUGACUGAUGUUUGGUGUGCUGGAGCAUGACUGUACACAUUAAAGGUGGAUACACCCUCAGAGCGUGUAUCCACAAGUGCACGUCAUGCGAGUGCUCAGGAAUUUAGGCAAUGUAGGGAAACGUUUUCUUCCUCCAACAUGACAUUCUUGUGUCCUAAUAAUGCACCAUUUAAUUUCAGUCUUUUAAGGUUUUUUUGUCUCGACCGGGUGUGUAAAUUCUUGCACCAACCAAAAUGUCCGUUGAUUGUUUGAGAUGUCCCAUCUGGUGAAAAUGUACAAAUCUUUUAGUAGGUUGGUUAUUGUUUUUUUUCUCUCUUUUUUUCUAUGUAAAUUAUUUGAAAAGAAAACAAGUAAUCAAGAAUGGGAUACUAACUAAGGAAGCUACCUCCUCGACUGUAGUGGCGACCAGCAGUGCUUUGUAAGAGAAAAGUCUUUUUUCAUCUGUUAUUCUUUUUGUUUGCAUUCUUAGCUUUAUGUUGACAUGUGGUUGUACAUCAUCCUUUUAGAUAAGUGCAAAUUGUGGGAGGAAUCUAUGUACUGUAUACUGUGAUUUUUUUUUUUUAACCAAACUAUAAACUAUGAAUUGUUUUGUUUUAUCUUUUUUAUAGAUACAAACUUGCAGAAUUAUACAAAUUAUAAUAAAACGGAUCUCACUUAAUUUCAGUUCAAAUUAAAUUUCUUAUUUGUAGUGUUUCAUGUGAGAUCUCCCCAAGGUGUUUGAUUCUGUUCAAGUAGAAAAAUAAUUAUAUAAAUUGUGAAUGAAUAAAAUUGGAAGAACACAACCAUUUUUAUUUACCUUUGUGUUAAAAUUAAAACACUUCAGUGAC